This is a messenger RNA of Rhincodon typus (whale shark), 2329 nucleotides long. It is a transcript of the gene tspan33b, whose product is annotated as tetraspanin 33b. NCBI's taxonomy places the organism in Eukaryota, Metazoa, Chordata, Chondrichthyes, Orectolobiformes, Rhincodontidae. The record is from RefSeq and is a predicted model, not a curated record. The transcript is spliced from 8 exons. Gene Ontology annotation, cellular component: membrane. The coding region runs from base 150 to 959 and encodes 269 amino acids.
UCACGUACAGACACACACACAUUGCACACACUGCAUUAGAACGCCAAGCCAGAAGUCUGCUGACAUUUUCUUUAUAGCUUAUCAUUUGGGGAAUCUCUUCUAUUUUCCUGUCCUGAUAUUUUACUUUAAACAGCUGUUGUAUUUCCACAAUGGAUCUUGGAAGAAGGUUGAACAGAGGCGCAAAUAUCACAUUUAUUAAUCCUUGGAUUAAGUACUAUCUAUUUUUCUUCAGUUUCUUGUUCUGGAUCAUCUCACUGGUGAUUGUUGCCAUUGGAGUAUAUGCAAAGAUUCAAAAAGCCACAGAUGCCGUGCGGGAUACCUUUGUCAUUGACCCUGCGAUAAUUAUGAUUGUGGUUGGAGCUGUUAUGUUUUUAAUUACAUUCUGUGGCUGCAUUGGGGCUCUGCGAGAAAACAUUGUGCUGCUGCAAGUGUUUUCGGUGAGCUUGACCAUCCUAUUCUUGGUACAGUUGGCUGUCGGAGUCCUGGGAUUCGUCUAUUCAGACAAGGCUGAAGACACAGUGAGUAAAUUUAUCAAGAAAGCCAUUGUCCAUUAUAGAGAUGACAUUGACCUGCAGAAUCUGAUUGAUUACAUCCAGAGAGAGUUUCAAUGCUGUGGUUGGAACAGCUACAAAGAUUGGUCAAAGAACAUGUAUUUCAACUGUACCCCUAACAAUCCCAGCCCUGAACGCUGUGGUGUGCCUUACUCCUGCUGCACACUGAUACCUGGUGAGUCAGUGAUCAAUACAAUGUGCGGCUUUGGUAAACAAUCGCUAAACCAACUGGAAGCUUCUAAAUUCCUGCACCCGGUGGGCUGUGCUGACAAGGCAGCGAUCUGGAUAGAAAGUCACCUGGUGCUGGUGGGGGGCAUUGUCCUUGGGCUGGCACUGCCACAGAUCGGAGGAAUUGUGCUGUCUCGAAUGCUGAUUGGACAGAUCAAAGAGGAGAUUAAGUCAAUAUAAUGACUGGAGCCUUGUCUAUGGAAAACAAAACCAAAGGCAAUGUCAUUCACUGAGCCUUAGCCAAGAUACAAAGACGCCAAACUGGCUGAAAGAACAUUCAAGACUUUUUGUAUGAGAAUCAACUUCAAAUGCUGUUCUUUUAUUUCUGAUCAACUGAGAUGGAGGAAUCCAAGAUGGUGCAUUGGCAGCUUCUGUCCUCAUCUUUCACUGAGAAUUGAACAGAGCUGAUACUGAGGGUCACAGGGACCACUGCAGUCAGCUGAGGUCUCAGUCAACAUCCCCCUUCCCUCAAUUAGUAUUGAGUGAUCCUGCGUGUCGACACAAGUUCAAAAAAAUUGAGAACAGAUUCAUCAUUUCCAACACUGAUUUCACAUUACAAAAGCAUGAGUAAACAGCUGAUAUAUUUAUCAGGCUAGAUCUGCAGUGUAAUUCACUUCAUGCUGGUCUGAAAAGAUAUGGAGUAGAAACUGCUUUCUCCAAGGAAUUGCACUAGCCUACAACAGAGAAGGGUACAUUAUACACACACCGCUCUGGUUCCAUCACUUUUGGUGUUCUUCCAACUUUCUCCUCUUCCAUCAUAUCUCUUGCCCUGACCCCACCAACACCUCUGUCCUGCCCCUAUGUAUUUACUAUGCUUUGUACAGUCCCUUUAGCUUUUGGUCUGCUCCCAAAUUGAAUGGUGACAGCUGAUGUGGCCCUUGAUCUCCAAUUCCUCACCUUCACCUGAAGUUUAUCGGCAUGCACUUUGCUACAGGCAUGGAACCAGCAAGGGACAAACUAACUAGUUGUUAGGGAGCAGCUAGAAACGGGACCCUGAUAAGAUUGUGUUUUCUACCACUCAACUGGGAAGCAUGUGCUGACAAUCAAGCCCCACUGUUCCACAAACUAUCACAAAUGUGUAACUACCUAAUUAAACCACCAAUUUGAAAAAUUCCUACGACGAUUGCUAUUCAGGAUGGAAGUAAUUCCAUAAGAAAUAGGAACAGGAGAAGGCCAUUCAAGCCCUCAAGCCUGCUGUGCCAUCCAAUAGGAUCAUGGCUGAUCCAACAUUCCUCACAUCCACUUUACUGUCUUCUCCCCUUUACCCUGGAUUCCUGGACUGAUCAAGAAUCUACCUAUCUCAGCCUUAAACAUACACAAGGACGCUGCCCCUGCAGCUCUUCAAAGACUCUCAACUCUCUGAGAAGAGAAAUUCCUCCUAAGCUGAGUCUUAAAUUGGUGCCCCCAAAUUUUGAGACUAUGCCAUAUGGUCCUAGAGUCCCGAUGAGGGGAACCAUCCUCUCAGCAUUUACCCUGUCAAGCCCAUUAUAAAUUCAAUAAGUUUUAAUGAGAUCACCUCUCAUUCCUCUAAAUUCCAGUGAGUAGAAUCC